UUGACAAUCAUCAUUGAAUUUCCUGUUGUGUCAAAUUGUAUGGGAAACUUGUAGCUCAAUUUGAUUGUUGAUUUUAAGGAAGAAAGUGAAAUAAAUUCAAUUUAUAUAUAUCCAACCUCUAGCUGCUAGCUUGUUAUUCAAAAUGAUGGACUGUGUGGAAGAAACCAACCAUGAUCCCCUGUCAGCUCCGGUGGCUCAGACCCCUGGCUCCGUAGACCCCAAGCUGGAGAAGAAGAAGCCCAAUGAAAAUGUCAGCUUGGCUGACAAUAGCUUGUUGGUAGACAUAUCAGACGCUCUAAGUGAGAAAGAAAAAGUGAAGUUUACGGUGCACACGAAGACCACACUGCCGGAGUUCCAGAAGUCUGAGUUCAUAGUUGUGCGGCAACAUGAGGAGUUUGUGUGGUUACACGAUAGAUAUGAAGAGAACGAGGAGUAUGCGGGGUAUAUUAUCCCACCAGCGCCCCCUAGGCCGGACUUCGACGCAUCUCGCGAGAAGUUGCAACGGCUCGGCGAGGGAGAGGGAGCACUCACUAGAGAGGAGUUCCUCAAGAUGAAGGAGGAAUUGGAAGACGAAUACCUAGCCACCUUCAAGAAGACGGUGGCCAUGCAUGAAGUAUUCCUGCAGCGCCUGGCCGCUCACCCAGUGUUCAGGAACGACUCCCAUCUCCGAGUCUUCCUGGAGUAUGAACAGGAUCUCUGUGCCAAACCAAGAGGGAAGAUGGAUCUGAUUGGCGGAUUGAUGCGUUCAAUGACGACCACAACAGACGAGAUCUACCUCGGCGCCACCGUCAGAGAUGUCAACGAUUUCUUCGAGCAAGAGACCACAUUCCUACAGGAGUACUAUUCUCAUCUUAAGGAAGCUGUUGCCAAGGUCGAUCGGAUGACUACAAAGCAUAAAGAGGUAGCAGACGCCCACAUCAGACUAUCGUCGUGCAUCACUCAGCUAGCGACGAGGGAGCAGCCUCCUACUGAGAGGUUCCUCACCAGGGCUGCUGAGACAUUCGACAAGUGCAGGAAAAUCGAGGGUCGCAUGGCAUCAGACCAGGACCUGAAGCUAGCAGACACUCUCCGCUACUACAUGAGAGACGCACACGCUGCCAAGGCAGUGCUCGUCCGGAGACUCAGAUGUCUAGCUGCUUACGAAGCUGCCAAUAGAAAUCUGGAGAAAGCCAGAGCAAAGAACAAGGACGUUCAUGCUGCGGAGCAAGCUCAAGCGGACGCUUGCGCUAAAUUCGAGCAGCUGUCUGCGCGUGCGCGGGAGGAGCUCAUAGACUUCCGCACUCGACGGGUCGCUGCGUUCAAGAAGAGCCUCCUAGAUCUAGCAGAAUUGGAGAUAAAACAUGCGCGUUCUCAACAGGAACUGUUCAGAAAAUCACUACAAGUGCUCAAGGAAUGCCAGUAAUUAUCUAACUAUGUCAUCUAACUAUUAAUAUUAUAAAUAUCAUAAAACAUUAUAAUUUACAUUUUAUGGCUGAAUGAAAUAAAAUCGCGGG
This is a messenger RNA of Spodoptera littoralis (African cotton leafworm), 1493 nucleotides long. Lineage: Eukaryota; Metazoa; Arthropoda; Insecta; Lepidoptera; Noctuidae. The record is from the annotation of a GenBank genome assembly.